UGGAGAAAGUGAAAGGAUAGGAAAGGCAAUGAAAGGAAAUAUGACGGGGACAGCGUUUAAAGGAGAUCAGAUUCAGCUGCUGAGUCGGCUCUGCAAUCCUGCUUGGUGGCUGAGAAAAAAUUGCCCCAAAAAAAAAAAAGGAAAAGAAAAGAGAAAAUGUCGAUUCGGAUCGGGCAUAUUCUACGAUGGCUCCAUUUGAUUCCAAAUCAGACUCUCUGAUGAUCAGAAUCUGAUGUUUCACUAUUCAUAGUCGCCAUCGGAGAGGUCCUCAAUCCGGUGCGCGCUCUCCCACAAGCAAAGCGAUGAAGAAGCUCCGGAUCAGGAAGACGAAGCAACUUAAGCGCAUCAAGGAUCACGCCUGCCACACAUGGAAGCGGAACUACACCUAUUCAAAUCUCGACGAUCUUCAUCUCGAUCUUCUUCUUCUCUUUCUCACUUGUUCAAUGAUUUGCUCAAUGUUGGGAUUGAAUUUGGUGAAUGACAUGAUCCGGAGUCUGAUUUCGAGCAAGAUCCAGAGGGAGCAAGCCACAUGGAGACGCAAUUAUAGCUACGCUCAUCGCGGAGUUCUUAUUCUCUGUCUAUGUCUUCUCCUCCUCUUUCUUCUUGGUUGCUUAAUGUUGGCAUUACAUCUCAGGUAUAAGAUGAAAGAGGUCAAGUACAUGAUCCAGAGGGUGGUGUCGAACAAGAUCCAGAGGAACCAACUCAUAUCUGGGGAUCAUAUCUAUACAUGGAGGCGAGGCCAUGCCUACGCUCAUCACGUGACUGCAGGGAUAUAUGUGGGUAAAGGGAAGGUGAUCCACCUGAUUCGAGGGGCAGGCCAUAUUUUAGGAAGCUCGUCUCGGUCCCAUCCAUCAGACAAUCCUGGUCGAACUAGUGGUGAUCAAUCAACACAUGAUCAUGUGAUCUCUUCCAGCGUAGAUAAAUUUCUUUCUGGUGGAGAUCUCUAUCUAUGUGAAUAUAGUGUUAGUCUACCUUUUUUUCUCAUCAAAACUCGAGGAGGUACAUGUACUCUCGCUCCUAGUGAUCCACGUGAAGAUGUCCUGCACCGGGCAACUUACCUCCUCAAGAAAGGCUUUGGUGUUUACAACCUAUCAGAAAACAACUGUGAAUACUUUGCAAUAUACUGCAAAACAGGACUGCUAGUUGAUGAUAACAAUUGUGUCCGCAGAAGCAUUGGCAGAAGUGGGCAGGCAGCAUCCUUGUUGGCUGCCAUUGUUGUUACCAUUUCUUCUCUGCUUAGAUUUUCAACUGCUAGUCCUACUUGGCUGGCUGCUGUAGGAUAUGGCAUGUACUGUAUCUUCAGAUUGGCUUCGGAUAUCAGAGUUCGUCGCAAUGUUUGCAAAGUUGAAGGAAUUGGGCACUGCACUUGAGAGAUUUGGUCGUUUUAGUUUCAGACGUACUUUAUUGGAUGUGAUUAAGCCGUAUUUGGUACCAAUGAUAUGUCUCCUGUUGGGUUUUCUGCUAUGCGAAGUUUGUUGGGCUUGUGGAUUGAAUUGGAUUAAAGGGAUUAGUUUUACAAAUCUCCAACUUUACUGCAUUACAGAUAUUAUAGUUCUGUAUGCCAUGUUCAUGUGAUUGAAUCAAAGUGUUAUACUGUUCUUCCAACUUUCUGUAUUGCAGAUAUUAUUACUCUGGUGUUGGGGCAUCUGAUGCUGAUAUGGUGGAAAGGUUUGUUUAUAUUUGCUGGGCUCUACGGGCUUCGGCGAAAUCCAAGAUCGUUAGGUUUCUUAUAUUCGAACUGGUUUUGGUUUAUUAAAAUAUGGCCAUGACCCUUCACAUGUGCUUUGUGAAAGCAAAUGCAAAGCCAAACUGGGAGCAGAGCUGCGGCUAAAAUCAUAGACUAACGAGGGAAAUUAUCAAUGUUGAUGUUACUUUUCACUUUUCUAUGCGAUGGACUGGGAUUGGUGACACAAUAAGCUGGGAAGCUUAGCGGUGCUACACAAGAAGAAGAAGUUUUCAACAUGCAAAGGAAGGAAAACACAAAUGAAAACGAAAGGAGAAAAGAACACGUGUUUGUAUUUUGGCCUAAUCUUAUACAAUGUGGUACGUGUCAGUUCGUCGUUGGUAUUCGGACCACUUGGGUGCGAAGAUUUCAUUUCACUUUCUCCCUUUGGACCUUUUCCAUUUUCCAGAGCGGAGUCCAAGUGCUGGUUCCGAAAUUAGCAACGUAGAGGCAGUUCAGUGGUUUGAAUCUAAGAUUUCAGUCUUCACCGGUGGACAUCUGACCGACCAGGGGGGACAGAGCAAGCGAUUUUCCCAACGACCCCAAAUUUCGUUUGCGUUUCUCACUCUCUCUCUCUCUAUCUCAAGCGGCGAAGGGUAAUCAAUCCCAGAACGAUGGCAGUGGUGUUGAAGAAGAAGCUGCGGAUCCUGAGCCUGCUGUCGAGGAAGAUGGUAGGGAAAGGGAGCCGGAGGAAUCCCGUCACGGGUCACAUUUCCAGUCACCAUUAUCAUCGUCAUCUUCUAUUCUUCUCCAUUUCAGUUGUUCAAUGUUGGAAUCGAAUUUCAGGCGUAGGAUGGAAGAGGUGAACAACACCAUCUGGAGGUUGUUGUGGAACAUGAUAUGGAGGGAGCGCAUCUACACAGGGACGCGCCUUCAUCAUGGUUUUCUUCUUCUCCUCCUCCAUUUCUUCUUUUGAAGACUAUCAAAUAUGGUUAUUUGGAAGUUUUGAUGUAAUCCCCCAAUGAUCCUACCAGCAAUUUACCAGGUUGGUGAAAGGAUUUUUAAAUUUUUUAAAGCUUUACAAUGGUAGUUUGAAGCAAACUUGAGGCAGUUUUUGUUAGUCAAAGGUAUAUUCUAUGAUAUAGUUCAUCGCUUACUGCUAAAAUAAUCAUUUUCAUUGCAAAGGUUGGAGAUUAAAUAAGGACAAUCAAAUUUUCUGCACGUUACUCACAUACAUUUUCAUCUGGCUGCAAAAACAUUUUCACUGUAUGUUUGGCCGAUUUACUUUGUGAUUACAAUACGAGAGACCUGUUAUGUUCUUCGAACGUGAUGCAUCCUCAUGCAGUGAGUUCAUAUUUCCUUGUAGAUCAACUGUGAAUUCUAGUCUCUCUCUCUUUCGAGUUUUACUUUCUGAUCACCGCAGAGCUGUGAAACAAUCUGGAGGAUGCUGUGGAACAUGAUUUGGAGGGUGUUGUCGAGUAACAUCCAGAGGGAAGAACUGAAGCCUGGGGAUCACGUCUACACAUGGAGACACAUCUAUAGUUGAGCCCAUCAUGAUUAUACUCUGUAUCUCUGUCAUGUGAGGUCCAAGGAUGGUCUCUCUCUUGAGGUGCCCUGUCACAAAUUUAUAUUUUGGAGAUCAGGUUACUCCCAUGGGUUAGAAUUUUCAUUUCACCGACUGGAAUGAAUUGAGACAGCAGCAGUUUCUCUUGUAGAGGUUAUGUCAUCAGAAGCAAAUUAGAAAUGGAAUGUUAAUAUCUCAUGUCCAUCUCUUAAACAUAUGCUUGUUUGUUUCUAGAGGUGUAGCUCCAAAUGUUAUUUGUACGGUAAGUGGAUUAGUGGAAAACUCCUAGCACUGAUAUCCUGCUCUUAUUUUCUUGUUUUGAUGGGGUAAUUGACAUACAGAGUAGCAUCUUUGCUUUAAGUUGUUUGAGACAUGGGAAAGGGAGUUAUUCUUCUGUCAACCAAUCGUUUCUGCAAUACAAGUUUGAAUUGUUUUCUUCAAAAUGGAGAUUGGACGAGAAGAGUUCGGGAAAGACAAAAGAUUGAUGUCAAUUACAUACACGACCACUUUUUGUUUUGUUUUUCAAUUGUUUUAGGCGAGAACAAAGGGGCUGAAAUGGAAACCACCUCCUGUUUGAAGUGGAAUUGGCGCAGAGAAACGCCUCAAGAGAGGAUAUACGUUGGUGAUGGAAAGGUUGUCCACUACACUUAAGGAGGUCGCAAAGAUCACUCAUCUGCAUCCCAUCCUUCAGAAAGUAUUUGUGCAAUAAGUAGUGACCAUUCAAGGCUUGAUCAUGUGGUCUGUACCAGCAUAGAUGUUUUUCUUUCUGGUGGAGAAUUUUAUCUCUUUGAAUAUGGUGUUAAGCUCUCUUUAUAGCCAAAACUCAAGGUGGUACAUCUACCCUUGCCCCUAGUGCUCCACUUGAAGUUGUACAGGGCCGUUUGGCAUACCACCUUGAAAACGGCUUUGGGGACUAGCACCUUUUCAAAAACAACCGUGAAGACUUUGCAAUCUAUUGCAAAACAGGCUUUCAAGUUGCGGCUUACAAUUUUAGUGUUGGCAGAAGUGGAGGCAGUAUCCUUUGUGAUAGGCAUUAUUGCUUUCAUUUGUUCUGCAAUUCAAUCCUCAGCAGUUCCAAAUACCGUUCUGCAGACUAUUCUGCAUUCUCUUAUGGGAUAUGGCAUUUACUCUGCCUGUCGAUGGGCGUCUGAUAUCGGAGUUCGGCCUAAUGUUAAUAAAGAUGCAGAUGAGGGAUUGGCUGAAGAAGAGAGUUCCUGGCUGUUCCGGAAACGCGGUCAUUAGUAAAGUUAGCAUUACCGUAACGGCUUGUUUGGAACGCUUUGAUGGUUGCAGUUUGGUGGAUUUAUUGUUACAAAUUGCAUUGGACUACCGAGUACAUGAGUUUUCUACUUGAGUGGACGAGUCUGAGUUGUGGAGCAUGGGUGGCGUUGUUUGUUCACUUAGAUUCUGCCAGAAAAGAAAACAAUGAAAACGGUUCUUAUUUUAUCUGCCUUGCAGGCUGUUGCUUCUUACGCAAGCAAAACACGGCUUCUAGUGCUGGAUAACGUAACAUUUUGUUUUAUCUUUCUGAUUUUGGAGGUUGUUUGUCCUGUUGUGUUUUUAUUUGUCAUUGGACAGCUAAAAUGGAAUAAUGUUUCUAUGUCUAGUGUUAGAUUUUCCUU
Messenger RNA from Ziziphus jujuba (common jujube), 4849 nucleotides. Its product is annotated as protein LEAD-SENSITIVE 1-like. The record is from RefSeq and is a predicted model, not a curated record. NCBI's taxonomy places the organism in Eukaryota, Viridiplantae, Streptophyta, Magnoliopsida, Rosales, Rhamnaceae. Bases 303 to 1370 code for a protein of 355 amino acids. The transcript has 7 exons.